Messenger RNA from Penicillium hordei, 492 nucleotides. RefSeq lists its product as uncharacterized. NCBI's taxonomy places the organism in Eukaryota, Fungi, Ascomycota, Eurotiomycetes, Eurotiales, Aspergillaceae. Bases 1 to 492 code for a protein of 163 amino acids. The transcript has 3 exons. The record is from RefSeq and is a predicted model, not a curated record.
AUGUCUUCAUUCACUCAGCCGAUGCCAGUAGUUGCCUGCGGCAGAAUACCCACGAUGGGGAAAUCAAUCUCCCAGCACCUGCUGCCCGAAUAUGAAGUCAUCCACUUCAUCCUGUCAUAUGAGGCUGCAGAGGCUGAGCUCCCGCAUCUGCUUGCAGGUCGCGAUCCUCAGUCUCGGAGCCCCAAUGAGAUCGGAACCCACGAUUACAGCCGGCCUCCUCGCGCGGUAAUCUUCGGUCGCGGCUAUGACCCUCAGCAGGUUGAAGAGCUUAAGAAGAAAUUUGCGGGUGUUGCUAAAGAACCUGUUGCUUGGGUGAGGGGGAACCCAGCGGAUUUGCCUGCCGGGGCCGCUGGGCCUGACUAUGCUCAGAAUAUCGCGGCGGGUAUGAAGAAGGUGGUUAAAAAAUGGAGGGACGAGGGAGGAAAAGAUGAGGAGAUUUUGUUCGAAUCUCACAAACACAAAUUCAAGGGCCGAUAUCAAGGAUAUUUGUAA